CCCUGUGCAAUACACACUCCUGAGCCCUGCACAAUACACACUCCAGAGCCCUGCACAAUAAACACUUCUGAGCCCUGCAUAAUACACACACUUGAGCCCAGCACGAUACACACUCCUGAGCCCUGCACCAUACACACUCCUGAGCCCUGCACGAUACAUACUCCUGAGCACUGUACGAUAAACAUUCCUGAGCCCUGCAUGAUACACACUCCUGAGCCCUGCACCAUACACACUCCUGAGCCCUGCACCAUUCACACUCCUGAGCCCUGCACGAUACACACUCCUGAGCCCUGCACGAUAAACAUUCCUGAGCCCUGCAUGAUACACACUCCUGAGCCCUGCACCAUACACACUCCUGAGCCCUGCACCAUUCACACUCCUGAGCCCUGCACGAUACACACUCCUGAGCCCUGCACGAUAAACACUCCUGAGCCCUGCACGAUAAACAUUCCUGAGCCCUGCAUGAUACACACUCCUGAGCCCUGCAAAAUAAACACUCCUGAGCCCUGCAUGAUACAUAGUCUGUAG
Molecule: messenger RNA, 528 nt
Organism: Staurois parvus
Lineage: Eukaryota; Metazoa; Chordata; Amphibia; Anura; Ranidae
Source: the annotation of a GenBank genome assembly